AUGUCCGUCACACUGCAUACGUCGCUGGGCGACAUCAAAAUAGAGGUCUUUUGCGAGAGUGUGCCCAAGACUGCAGAGAACUUCCUCGCUCUCUGCGCAUCCGGCUACUACGACGAAUCCCCCUUCCACCGCCUCAUCCCAAAGUUCAUGGUCCAGACAGGCGCACCGGCGACGCCCUCUCCCCCGGAGAACCCCAAGGGCGGACGGAGCAUCUGGGGCGGCGCCUUCGAGGACGAGAUCCGACCGACGCUGCGGCACAGCGCGAGGGGCAUGGUGGCGAUGGCGAACAAGGGGCCGGGCACCAACGGGUCGCAGUUCUUCAUCACGUUGGACAAGGCGCCGCACCUGGACGGCGUGAACACGGUGUUUGGCAAGGUCAUUGGCGACGAGGGGCUGGCGACGCUGGCUAAGAUGGAGGCUGUCGAGGUGGACCGGAAGAAUCGGCCAAAGGAGCCGUUCAAGAUUGAAAAGGUGUCCAUUCAUGCGAACCCAAUUGCGGGCUGA
Messenger RNA from Ilyonectria robusta, 504 nucleotides. RefSeq names its product cyclophilin-like domain-containing protein. The coding region runs from base 1 to 504 and encodes 167 amino acids. Gene Ontology annotation, biological process: protein peptidyl-prolyl isomerization; protein folding. The transcript is spliced from 2 exons. NCBI's taxonomy places the organism in Eukaryota, Fungi, Ascomycota, Sordariomycetes, Hypocreales, Nectriaceae. Gene Ontology annotation, molecular function: peptidyl-prolyl cis-trans isomerase activity. The record is from RefSeq and is a predicted model, not a curated record. Gene Ontology annotation, cellular component: catalytic step 2 spliceosome.